AUGAUUACAGGUGUGAGUAUCGCCGCAAUACGCCAAGAUAGCUAUCAGGCGCUUGAAAGAGCAAGGGAUGCCGCGGCAAAGCGCGUUGCCAGAAGCAAUCCAGCUUUUAAAGAGGCCGAAGCAAACAGAGCGGCCGAACAUAUGCGGUUGAAGCGGCAGAUGGAAAGCCGCAGACAGAGGGAAAGGACUGCGAAUACGCAAGCUAUGAGGAAUCGCAGAGGAACUGAUUUCGAAUAUAGAGAAAGAGAGAGAGUGUCAAACAGUGCAUCAGUGCAGUUGCGCAGAACAAGCGAUCACGAAUACAGGGGAAGGGAGAGACAAAUGAAUAGUGAAGCAAUGCAGUCUCGCCGGGAGACGGAUUUGGAAUAUAGAGAAGGAGAAAGAGCGUCGAAUUUGGAAGCGAUGAGACUGCGCAGGGAAAGUAAUUGGCGAUACGCACAAAGAGAAAAGGAGGCAAAUUGCAAGGCAAUGAGAGCGCGGAGAGGAGAGGAUGCUACGUAUGUUGAAAGAGAAAGGAUUUUGAGCAAUUUCAGGAUGAGGAUUCGUCGGCAGACGGAAGAAAAUAGAAGUGCUGGACGUGCGGUAAACGCGAACGCUAUAAGAAUUCGACGAGAUGUCAGCCCAGAAUUUAGAGAAAGAGGAAGACUGCAGAACUCCGAAGCGAUGAGAUAUCGCAGGGAUAUCGACUUGCAGUACAGAGAAAGGGAGAGUAUUGAAUUCUGA
Molecule: messenger RNA, 723 nt
Organism: Gongylonema pulchrum
Lineage: Eukaryota; Metazoa; Nematoda; Chromadorea; Rhabditida; Gongylonematidae
Source: the annotation of a GenBank genome assembly